AUGAAAUUAUACUGCUUAUCGAGUGAGCCGACAAAGCCAUGUUUGGUUCUUACAUUCAAGGGCAUUACCCUGAUGCUCGAUUGUGGAUUAAAUAUGCAAUCGGUGUUAAAUUUUAUGCCAAUGCCAAUGGUACCUAGCGUUAAGUUUAAUUCGUUACCCAAUUGGAUACCGCGCGAUAAUUACCAAGAUUGGCAAAUCGAAGGGGAAUUGAAGGAAUGCUGCGGUAGAAUAUUUGUGGAUUCGACUCCGGAAUUCUGUCCUCCGUUAGAAAAAAUAAUUGACUUCUCAGAAAUAGACGCUAUCUUAAUAUCAAAUUAUAUUUGCAUGCUGGCAUUGCCAUUUAUAACCGAGGGCACCGGUUUCAAAGGUAUUAUUUAUGCGACGGAGCCAACGUUGCAGAUAGGAAGAUUUUUCAUGGAAGAGUUAGUAGAGUUCAUAGAGCAAGCACCGAGAGACACGAUGGCCAAGCAUUGGAAGGAAAUGCUCCAUGUUCUUCCAUCGCCUCUGGCAGACUGCCUGAAACCAAAAUCUUGGAAGCACAUAUAUUCAAUGUCAGCUGUUAAUUCGGCACUAGCUAACAUUCAGUUAGUUGGGUAUGACCAGAAAUUGGAUAUUUACGGUGCACUCACUGUAACUCCAAUAAGUUCUGGAUAUUGUUUAGGAAGCAGCAAUUGGCUGAUAUCUAGCGAUCACGAGAAGGUCGCUUACGUUAGUGGCUCAUCGACUCUGACGACACAUCCGCGACCAAUGGAGCAAACAACCUUGAAACAUGCCAAUUUACUUAUACUUACGGGCUUAGCGCAAAUGCCAACCGCUAAUCCCGACACCAUGUUAGGUGAACUUUGUAUGACAGUAGCCAUGACUUUGCGCUCAGGCGGCUGUGUUUUAAUACCUUGCUACCCAUCUGGUGUCGUUUACGAUCUAUUCGAAUGUCUUAGUUCUCAUUUGGAUAAAUCAGGCUUCUCUCAAGUACCCUUAUUUUUUAUAUCACCAGUGGCAGAAACGUCAUUAGCAUACUCAAACAUUUUGGCCGAAUGGCUAUCAACUAAUAAGCAGAACAAAGUGUAUCUUCCGGAAGAGCCCUUUCCCCAUGCCUUUCUCGUGAAAAACGCAAGACUGAAGCAUUUUACGUCGACGUACGCCGAAGGUUUUAGCACUGAUUACAGGCAACCGUGUGUCGUGUUCUGUGGACAUCCGAGUUUAAGAUUCGGCGACGCCGUUCAUUUUGUACAAAUGUGGGGCAAUCAACCCCAACACACUAUUAUAUUUACUGAACCUGACUUUCCAUAUCACGAGGCUCUCGCACCUUUUCAACCAUUGUCCAUGAAAGCUGUACAUUGUCCAAUCGAUACUUCGUUAAAUUUUACACAAGCUAACAAAUUAAUUCGGGACUUGAAGCCAGAUAAUCUUGUAAUACCUGAACGUUACGUUCAAGCCCCAAUAACAGCACCACACAGGACUGAUCUCGUUAUCGAACCAGUCGGGGAAAAGCCACUAAUUACGUUUAAACGAGGAGAAGUUAUCAAGUUGCCAAUGAAAAGACGAAGAGGACGAGUUUUUAUCGAGCCGGAGUUGGCUGAAAAUAUAAUACCAAGUGAAAUUAGACCUGGUUUGAGUUUGGCUUCGGUAAGCGGGGAGCUCGAAGUUAAAGAUAAUGUUUAUACGAUUAAGAAUAUUCGAGACAAAUCAAGCGGAGAUAGGAAAAGAAAAGUUUCUGCAAAUAAUCUGGUGCCAAUAAAGGAAGAAAUUCUUAAGGAAAGGAGACACGAGUAUGGGAAUUUGGAUCCUCAGGAACUUCUUCAGAAAUUGAAUCAAGAAGGCAUCACUGGUGCAAAAUUACAGCACACUCCAACGUCAAUUAGUAUUCACUUGCAAGAUGAAGACACGCUUAUUCAAAUUGGUGACAAUUCAACUCACAUAUUCUGUAACGGUGACCAAAAAUUACGACGACGACUUAGGAAUAUAAUAAUGCAGUGCCUGAAACGAUUUUAGUUAGAAUGAUAAAUAAGCUAGACAGACAAAUAAAGUUUAUUAUUAUUAUUAUU
Messenger RNA from Ceratosolen solmsi marchali, 2045 nucleotides. RefSeq names its product integrator complex subunit 9 (gene IntS9). Lineage: Eukaryota; Metazoa; Arthropoda; Insecta; Hymenoptera; Agaonidae. Gene Ontology annotation, biological process: snRNA 3'-end processing. Gene Ontology annotation, cellular component: integrator complex. The coding region runs from base 1 to 1992 and encodes 663 amino acids. The transcript has 8 exons. The record is from RefSeq and is a predicted model, not a curated record.